Molecule: messenger RNA, 4245 nt
Organism: Penicillium macrosclerotiorum
Lineage: Eukaryota; Fungi; Ascomycota; Eurotiomycetes; Eurotiales; Aspergillaceae
Gene: aarA
Product: L-aminoadipate-semialdehyde dehydrogenase
Exons: 6
Coding region: 1-4245 (1414 amino acids)
Biological process (GO): L-lysine biosynthetic process
Molecular function (GO): L-aminoadipate-semialdehyde dehydrogenase [NAD(P)+] activity; phosphopantetheine binding
Source: RefSeq, a predicted model, not a curated record
AUGGCUUCACUCCAGGAUCGUCUGGAGAGGUGGGCCCAACGCCUCAAUAACCUCACCGUGUCUCCAUUGACACGAGACUAUCCCGACACACAAAAGCCCGAUGCCAGCGCCACUUCCAAGCGGGCCAUUGAGGCCUUCGAAUCCCUCAAGCUCCCCAAGGAGACUCAAUUGGCUCUGAAGAAACUCUCCGGAUCUUCCUCAGCCUUCACAGUCUUUCUGGGCGCUUUUGUACUUCUGGUUGCUCGCUUGACCGGCGACGAGGAUAUUGCUGUGGGAACAAGCGUCGGCGAGGAUGGCCGCCCAUUUGUCGUUCGUGUGCCAAUUGAUGCGUCCGAGACCUUCGCGCAGCUUUAUGCCAAGGUUGACAAAGCAUUCAAUGAGGGUGCCUCCGAUAUAGUGCCUUUGGGUAGCCUCCGGUCCUAUAUCCAGGAUAAAUCCAAAGCCGAACGCUCUCCGGUGCUCUUCCGAUUUGCUGCAUAUGAUGCCCCCGCGUCGUCGCAAGAAUACCCCGCAAAUACUUUCGAUAGUACGGAUCUCGUGAUCAACGUCACUCCUAGUUCCGAGGAUAUUGAACUCGGUGCAUAUUAUAACCAGAGACUUUUCUCUAGUGCAAGGAUUGCAAUUAUCCUAAAGCAGCUGGCAGAGAUUGCCAAAAAUGCUGCCUCAAACCCGGAACAGGCCGUGGGGGCUAUUCAAAUGAUGACUGAAGACCAGCGCGCCCUGCUUCCCGACCCUACUGCUGAUCUGAACUGGUCUAAGUUCCGUGGGGCUAUCCAUGAUAUAUUCGCUGAAAAUGCGCAGAAGCACCCUGAAAAGUUGUGCGUGGUUGAGACUAAGUCUACAAACUCCCCGCACCGCCAAUUCACAUACAAGCAAAUCAACGAGGCCUCGAAUAUCCUUGGGAAUCAUCUUGUGCAGUCCGGAAUCCAACGAGGAGAGGUUGUCAUGGUAUAUGCCUACCGUGGUGUGGACCUGGUGGUCGCUAUCAUGGGUAUUCUGAAGGCCGGCGCUACCUUCUCGGUCAUUGAUCCUGCGUACCCUCCCGAGCGUCAGAAUAUUUACCUCGAUGUCGCUCGUCCUCGUGCCUUGAUCAACAUCGCCAAGGCCACCCGUGACGCCGGAGAGCUGUCGGAUAUCGUUCGCUCGUUCAUAAAUGAAACACUUGAGCUCCGGACUGAGAUUCCCGCGUUGGCUCUUCAAGACGAUGGUACUCUUCUCGGUGGUCAAAUUAACGGCCAGGAUGUACUUUCUAGCGCUGGUGCCGAUAUGACCAAGCCAGUUGGCGUCGUCGUGGGUCCUGACUCGACACCUACACUGUCAUUUACAUCUGGAUCCGAGGGCCGGCCCAAGGGCGUUCGGGGUCGUCAUUUCUCUUUGGCCUACUAUUUCCCUUGGAUGUCCGAUACAUUCAAGCUGACCCCUGAUGACAAGUUUACUAUGCUGUCAGGUAUUGCACACGACCCGAUCCAGCGCGAUGUGUUUACUCCCUUAUUUUUGGGCGCUCAACUUUUGGUUCCCGCCAAGGAAGAUAUUCAAAAUGAAAAGCUGGCGGAAUGGAUGCAGAACUACGGACCAACCGUCACCCAUCUCACCCCUGCUAUGGGUCAGAUCCUUGUUGGUGGUGCUUCUGCCCAAUUCCCGGCUCUGCACCAUGCCUUCUUCGUUGGAGAUAUCCUGAUCAAGCGAGAUUGCAAAUCGCUCCAAGGACUCGCCCCGAAUGUUUCCAUCGUCAACAUGUACGGAACUACGGAAACCCAGCGGGCUGUCAGCUACUAUGAAAUUCCGAGCUACUCAAGCCAGGAAGGCUAUCUUGAUACUAUGAAGGAUGUCAUUCCCGCCGGUCGUGGUAUGGUUGAUGUUCAGAUGCUUGUGGUCAAUCGAUUUGACCCUACCCGCCUCUGCGCCGUCGGCGAGGUUGGGGAAAUCUACGUCCGUGCGGCUGGUCUUGCUGAGGGUUAUCUUGGUACUCCGGAUCUGAACGCCAAGAAAUUCCUGACCAAUUGGUUCGUGAAGCCUGAGGUCUGGACUGAGAAGGAUGUCUCUAAGGGUGAGCCUUGGAGGGAAUUCUACAUGGGACCUCGUGACCGCCUGUACCGUAGUGGUGACCUUGGCCGCUAUACCCCCUCCGGAGACGUGGAGUGCUCUGGUCGGGCUGAUGACCAGGUUAAGAUUCGUGGAUUCAGAAUUGAGCUCGGUGAGAUCGAUACACACCUCUCCCGCCACCCACUAGUCCGCGAGAAUGUGACUCUUGUCCGUCGUGAUAAGUUUGAGGAGCCGACGUUGGUCAGCUAUUUCGUACCCGAUAUGAGCAAGUGGGCUGAAUGGUUGGAGAGCAAGGGUCUUCAAGAUGAUGUCGAUUCGGCUGAGGGCAUGGUUGGUAUGCUCCGACGAUUCCUCCCUCUCCGCAAUGACGCUCGUGAGCAUCUUCGCAGUAAGCUUCCUGCCUAUGCUGUGCCGACUGUCAUCAUUCCCCUCAAGCGUAUGCCCUUGAACCCCAACGGUAAGAUCGAUAAGCCUGCUCUGCCUUUCCCCGACACCGAGGAGCUCAGUGCUGCUGCACCCCGUCGCCGCUCGUCUGCUAUUCAGGCUCUCUCCGAGACCGAGCAAGCACUGUCCCAAAUCUGGGCUAAGCUUAUUCCCAACGUGACCGCACGUAUGAUUGGUCCUGAUGAUUCUUUCUUUGACCUUGGCGGACACAGCAUUCUCGCUCAGCAGAUGUUCUUCGACCUUCGCCGCAAGUGGCGUGGUAUUGAUAUUAGUAUGAACGCUAUUUUCCGCAGCCCUACUCUUAAGGGCUUCGCUGGCGAGAUUGACCGUCUGCUGAAUGCCGAAUCUCUGACUGCGGGCGCCGACGACACUACUGCCGCUGCUGAGGCUACCAAGGAGCCCGAUGCUGAAUACUCCAAGGAUGCCCGCCGGUUGGCUAACGAGCUUCCGGCGGUGUUCCCCACGCGAAGCGAGCCGAUGCUCGCCAGCGAACCCACCGUUUUCCUUACUGGUGCCACCGGUUUCCUUGGUGCUUUCAUUCUCCGUGACCUGCUUACCCGCAAGUCACCUUCUGCUAAGGUCAUUGCUCUGGUUCGUGCGAAGACCGAAGAGCAGGCUCUGGAGCGUGUCCGCUCAACCUGCCGUGCCUACGGUUUCUGGGAUGAGGCCUGGGCGACUAGGCUUGAGACCCCCUGCGGUGACCUCGGUAAGGCCCAGUUCGGUCUUCCUCAGGCCACCUGGGACGACAUUGCAAACCGUGUGGAUGCCGUAAUCCAUAAUGGUGCUUUGGUUCACUGGGUUUACCCCUACUCUACUCUCCGCCCAGCCAACGUGAUGGGUACGAUUGAUGCGCUGAAGCUCUGCGCCACCGGAAAGGCCAAGCAAUUUGCUUUCGUCAGUUCCACCAGUGCUCUGGACAAGGAUCAUUAUGUGCAAGAGUCCGAACGUAUUAUUGCGGCUGGCGGAAAGGGAAUCAGCGAGGAGGACGAUAUGGAAGGCAGUGCCGUUGGUCUUGGAACUGGUUACGGACAAUCGAAGUGGGCCGGUGAAUAUCUCGUCCGGGAGGCUGGCCGCCGUGGAUUGAAGGGCACUAUUAUUCGCUCCGGCUAUGUACUAGGUGACUCCACGACUGGUGUCUCCAAUUCCGACGACUUCUUGGUUCGAAUGAUGAAGGGUUGCAUCCAACUUUCAGCCAGACCUAACAUCAACAACACCGUUAACAUGGUCCCGGCCGAUCACGUUGCUCGUAUAGUGAUCGCGACUGCGUUCCAUCCUCCCCGUACCCCUGUUGGUGUGGCGCACAUCACUGGACACCCGCGUCUGCGAUUCAACCAGUUCUUGGGUGCUCUCCAGACCUAUGGCUACAAUGUGCCGCAGGUGGACUAUGUUCCUUGGGCCAUGGCACUGGAGCAGUAUGUCAGUGAUGGUCAACACGAUGAUAAGGACUCUCAGCAUGCAUUGAUGCCGCUUUAUCACUUCGUCACUGCUGAUCUUCCUUCCAACACCAAGGCCCCCGAGCUGGAUGACACCAAUGCUUCUGCAGCCCUGAAGGCGGAUGCUACCUGGUCUGGCAUCGAUGUGUCUGCUGGGGCCGGUGUCACUGAAGAGCUGGUUGGAUUGUACGCUUCGUAUCUGGUGGCUACGGGAUUCUUACCUGCGCCGACCGUCGCCGGUGCCCGGCCUUUACCAGCCGCAGGCAUUACCGAGGAGCAGAAGAAAACCCUGAUGAACAUUGGCGGCCGUGGCGGAGCGGCGUAA